This is a messenger RNA of Nymphalis io (European peacock), 1383 nucleotides long. Its product is annotated as zinc carboxypeptidase-like. Gene Ontology annotation, molecular function: zinc ion binding; metallocarboxypeptidase activity. Gene Ontology annotation, biological process: proteolysis. The coding region runs from base 1 to 1167 and encodes 388 amino acids. The transcript is spliced from 8 exons. The record is from RefSeq and is a predicted model, not a curated record. Lineage: Eukaryota; Metazoa; Arthropoda; Insecta; Lepidoptera; Nymphalidae.
AUGUUUUUGCAUAUAAAAGUGUAUAUAGUUGGAUUUAUAUAUUUUCUGGGAAUUUUAUUCAUGAUUUUAUUUCCACCACGUAAUUUCGAGCAAUCGGGAACCAAAAUGAGAAGAAUUAGAAGUAUCGGAAGUAACUUGAAAUAUGAGGGGUAUAUUGAUUACGAGAGUAUGCUUAGUGUAGUACAAAACAUGGCCAUCGAGGAUCCUGAAAUGGUAGAAGUAGUGCAUUUGACUCCACUCACUGCUGCCAAUAAUAGUCUUAUAGCUAUUGAAUUGCGCAGUGACACGCUCAGCAAGAAACCUGGAAUACUCGUAAUUGGAACAAUAAAUGGAAUGGUGUGGGGCGGAUCAAAUGCUAUACUGGAAUUAGCCGAGAAACUUCUUUACGACACAAACUACCAAACUCCGUUUUUUAACGAUUAUGACUGGUAUUUAGUACCGAUAGCGAACCCAGACGCACUUAAUUUUACGACCAUCCUUCGAGAUUAUACGUCAAUGGAUGCUACAGAGUGGUCACGCAACUUCUCCGCUAGAACUAAAACUAAACCUGCCGAAUGGCAUAAGAAUAUCGACAAGGAAUCUGGCGAGCAACUAUGCUUCGGAACUAAUGUUAAUCGUAACUUCGCAUAUCACUGGCAAGACGACGUACGUAAAACGCCAUUACGUUGCUCACAAUACUACCCUGGUAUAAAGCCUUUCUCUACGGCGGAAGCACAGGCGAUACGGGAAUACGUGCACAAGCUUGACGACAUAUUGCAUCUAGUUGUACAUUUACAUGCCAGUUUUGUUCCUAAAAAAGAAUUUAUUUUGUACCCUUGGCGAUACACCUUACGUCAGCCAAGUAAUCAUCAUACGUUACAAGAAAUUGGAGAAUACGCAGCAAGACAUGCAAGACUCCCCGAUGGCAGGCUUUAUGAGGUACAUCAAGGUAGCAGUGACGAGCGCGUCGCUGGUACUUUAAGUGAUUAUAUCUCAGGAGUGGUCGGAACGGACUUGGUCUAUGUCGUUAAACCUUAUCAUGAAGUAUUUCCCAACUAUACGGAUUCUACUAUACUGGAAACCUACGUUCAGAAAUCGAUAUCAGUAAUCCUUAGUUUAGUCAGAGGUUGGCGAAGUAGUACUAAACAAAAUACAUUGUCAUUUUUUGGUAAAGAUGUGGAAUUUUGAGAUAAAUACUUUUAUUUGAUAAUAUACAAUAAUGUAUUUUUAUUUACAAAUAUUAAAAACAUGUUUUAUUUACAUAAUUUUGCGGACAAAUAAUAAUACAAGUUUUACACUGUUUUUUAUGUAAAAUAAUAACUUUCUGCGUUAUUAAAAUAAAAUAAAAUAUAUUAUACUAUUCUUUUAUAGUUCACUAUAUUUUUUAUACAGUAUGUAAAAUCA